AUAGUCAUAAUGCUGGAUACACUUGUCACCCUGUGUUAUAGUCUACAACAUUUCUCUACAAAAUUUGUGUGAAACAAACAGAGCUCUUUGCUGUCACUGAAUGACAUUCCAUACUGCUGUUAUUUACCAGCCGCGUUUUUUGUUAUAAUUUUGUGAGAUUUGUUGCGGAUUUUCUAUUUUUCUCUGCGUAGUUCAACAAAGGCAAAAUAUAUAACUCACAAAAAUGUCGCGCCCUACAAACUUUCUAGAGGCUGAUUCAAGUUUAAUUGAAAAUAAUCUGUUAAUUGUCAAAAACGAGGCGGAAGAGGAGUUAAAUCAAUAUUUUGCUGGCGUUCAAGCUGGUGGCGAAUCGCGUAAAGAAUCUUUAGCACCGCCGCGCGAUUACAAGGUUGUGCAACCUAAACCAGGUGUCUGCAUCAAAAGUUUCAAAACCAACACCAAUGAGAAAUUUUUCAUUAAUGUCUGCCAAACGGAUGAGAUACCGGCACCGGAAGACAUUACCGAAGAGCAAUUGGCCGACAUUUUGCAAUCGGAGGCGCCAAGCUCAUUUCGUAUACCCAUGAGUAUAUCCGAUCCGCGCGUCACCAAGGAUAAAUCAAAUAACUCUGUGGAUGUUUGCGAUAUUGCCAUCAAUCCGAAGUUUUUCGUUAAAGUUCAGAAAUCAAUGUUGUUUAAGGAUUUUUUCCUAGCACUGAUUGCUGAGGCCUUAAAUGACAAGUACAAUGUGCAAAUAAAGAUUGAAAAGUCAAUUAUAUUGCAAAAUCGUAAAGUUAUCGGUACGCUUGUACAGCAUCGCGUACGUAAUAAUGAUGUAAAAACAGUCAUCAAGUCAUACCAACAACCUACCGAAGCUGAUAAGCUGAAACUGGCUGAAAUGGAGCGAGCGGCGACCAGUGGAGAGGAGAUCGGCAGCAAGCGUUCACCAUUGGUGCAAGAGAUUGAUACAAGCGAGGUUGAUGCGUUGAAACGUAAAACGGUAGAAUUGAAAGAGAAUGCCGGUAAGAUUAAGCAGUCCAUAGCAUUGGCUGGAUCUACAGUGCCCGAGUAUAAAUUGCGUGCUAAGUUGUGCAAAGAGGAAGUGGAAGAAUUAUUGGCUGAAUUUUAUCUACCGAAAUGCAUUUCUUCCCAAGAAAUUACUUUGGAUGUUGGCGAGGAUCGCAUUUUAUUGGAGUCAAUGAAGCAUGGCUAUAUGUUUGAUAAAUUUGUUAACUAUCGUUUGAAUCAAGAGCGUGUGCGCGCUAUAUUCGAUAAAACCAAUAAGAUGCUGCAAGUGCGUAUUCCUGUCUAUCCGGUACAAUAGAAAAUAAAAACUCUUUUGUUAUAUAUUUUUGAUGAGUACAACUCGAUUGUAAUUCUUAUUCAAUAAAUAAAUUUGGUGGGAAAGUA
Rhagoletis zephyria (snowberry fruit fly) is the source of this 1386-nucleotide messenger RNA. RefSeq names its product PIH1 domain containing 1 (gene Pih1D1). NCBI's taxonomy places the organism in Eukaryota, Metazoa, Arthropoda, Insecta, Diptera, Tephritidae. Gene Ontology annotation, cellular component: cytoplasm; R2TP complex; ribonucleoprotein complex. The record is from RefSeq and is a predicted model, not a curated record. Gene Ontology annotation, biological process: rRNA processing; box C/D snoRNP assembly.